AUUUAAAAAUACCCACUCAAUUAGCAAAGAGGUUCCUUGGAAUCUUAACAAUUUGGAUCACCAUUGAGGUGAAAGUUCUCAAAGACAGGGCUUCUUGACUUUGUCACUGUCUGCAGAGAUCACAGCGAUGUGUUGCUGUUGCAGUAAGUGAGCAUCAUGAUUUGUGGGUGUCAUAUUUCUGAGGCAAGUGUGGAGAGGCAGAGCACAACACUCCAGUGGGGUGAUCCAGUUAACUUAGGAGGAAAAAGCAAUGUGCACCAAAAAAAUUCCAACAUCCAAUAGCAAAUUUUAUUUUUUUAUUUCUGCUGCUGAGAAUCCUGAAGUGCCUUUCAGUAAGGACAUCUUAGUGGAAAAAAAGCCUUCAAUAACAGUAUCAAUUGCAGUUGCCUUUGCUUGAGUUUCAGAAAGACCCACUAUGCUUUAAAAGGGUAGCAGCUUCAGCAUUUGGCAUUUGUUGCCUCUUAAGUCUUUGGAGGCACGUGUGCAAGUCCAUUUAGCAGCAGCAUAGGAUUGAAGAGAAGAGGCUUUUAGUGAACUCGGAGAAGCUCUCUGAUGUGGAAAGCAUGUAGAAAAAAUACAGUCAUCCUAAUGCAGUGUGACAAUUAUUUGCUCUUGACAUUUGGUCAUACAAUAUUAGAGUUAUUUAGCUUGGAAGGGAUCUUUUGAGGUCAUUGGUUCAAUUUCCUGCUUAAAGCAGUGCUGCCAUCAAGAGCAAGUUACUUCAGGCCUUGCCUGAUUAAGCUUUCCCUCAAAGAAUUUGUAAUGCAGUUGAAAGUUAGGUGCGAAAUUUAGCCACAUUUGGAACAAAGAGUCUCAAGUUUUGGAUAGUUACAGAGUUCUAAGCAGUGUGCAUGAAGCACGCUUAGCUAAGUGGAAGUUGUGUUUCUGUGUUUGGGGGUGGCAAUUCUGGUUCUCCAGUUGUGCAAAAGUUCAUUGUGCACAAUAUAGUGAUUUUUGGAAGAUAGGAAGCAAGCAGAAAAAUAUAUUGCCCUGCAGCACAGUUCUAUUAGUAGCUACAAAACUGAAAUAUUUUUGAAGUAACACUUCUCUGUGCAAAACUAAAAAGACUAAUAAACCACUUUAAAUAAAUAAGUCAUUAUUCAGGUAAGAUACUAACAGCCUUUUAAAUUUGAAGGCAAAAGUCAUGAUUCCUGCAUUCACAGAGCUGAAGUGUAAUCAGUUUUAUUUCUACAUCCUUAACAGCAUGAAGGUCUUCUGGGCAAAACCCACUCUUGUGCCUUACUUGUCCACUAGAUGAAUUAAAUGUAUUCACUCAGUGACGUGUCAAGGUGUCCCCUGUGAAGUCAAGUUUUGGAAGAAGCCGUAGCAUUGUUAUUUGCACUGUCCAGCAUCUGCAGGUCCUGAAUUCUGUCAGGACCUGCAGCAAAACAACUCCACAAAAAGAAGCACCUUCAGUACAAAGAUGAAUAUCGGAAAAGCUUACAGUGCUGCUAACAUCAGCAAUGGAACAGAUCUAGCUAUUGGCUUUACCUCUUCCACAGUAGCCGUCCUUCUAUUUGGGACAAACUUCGUGCCUGUCAAGAAGUUUGAUACUGGUGAUGGCAUGUUCUUCCAGUGGAUUCUCUGUGCCUCCAUAUGGAUAGUUUCGUUGGUGGUCAAUUUGAUCCAGAAUUGCCCCCGGUUUUGGCCUCUGGCUAUGGUUGGAGGUUUUUUGUGGGCUACAGGCAAUGUUACAGUUGUCCCUAUUGUUAAAACUAUUGGCUUAGCUCUUGGUCUUUUGAUAUGGGCUUCUUUUAAUUUGCUGACGGGAUGGGCAAGUUCAAGGUUUGGUUGGUUUGGAAUUGACCCGGAAGAGGUAUCAAGACCAAUCUUAAAUUAUAUUGGGGCUGGACUUUCACUUAUAAGUGCUGUUAUAUUUCUUUUUAUAAAAACUGAAGUCCAGAGUUCUUCAGCUUCAUUAGAAAGCACACCUUUACUGAGAGAAAGUCAAUCUAUUAAUGAUUCUGAAGAUACCACUGAGGACUCAUGGGUGAACAAACUUUCUCCAGCAAAAAGGAGACUCGUAGGCUGUAGCCUGGCCGUAGUAGCUGGAAUAUUCUAUGGUUCCAGUUUUGUACCAGUGCUUUACAUCAAAGACCAUGGAAGAAGAAAUGAAACUCUAUACAUAGGAGCAAGUCAGUUUGAUUUAGAUUAUGUUUUUGCACACUUCAGUGGAAUAUUUCUUACAAGUACCAUCUAUUUUUUGAUGUACUGUGCAGUCAGGAAAAAUAAACCUUAUGUUUAUCCCCAAGCCAUAUUGCCAGGGUUUGUUUCUGGUGUGCUUUGGGCAAUAGCCAAUUGCUGCUGGUUCCUGGCCAAUCACUAUCUCAGUGCUGUCGUCAGCUUUCCAAUAAUUACCGCAGGUCCUGGCCUUGUUGCUGCAAUGUGGGGAGUCCUUGUAUUUAAGGAAAUCAAGGGACUGAAAAACUAUGUGUUACUCUCAGUUUCGUUUUGCAUCAUUUUGGCUGGAUCACUUUCUACAGCUUUUUCUAAAGUUUGAAAGGACCUUCUGGACCAGCAGAUGGUGCUAGUGUUUAACACAAGUAGAACUACAGUGUUGGUAGAUCACAAUACGUAAUGACUUCCAUAAUGUAUGUCCAACAUUUACCCUAACUUGCUUCAGCCAAGUGGAGAAUGAAAAUAUUUGGCAUGAAAGAAAAUCUGGAAUUACUUGUUUUGGUUUUUCUUGGUAUAGUAAGAAAAUCAAAGGACUUUAUUAAUCAAAGCUAAAUGAUUUUAUUAUUACUAAUUAUUAGGUUUUUUUUCAUUCAGGUGCUAAACUUUAUGUCAUCAUAUAUUGGAGUUUACUGCUAUGAUGGUGGAUAGUGAUUUUAAUUUUAGUCUGUAAUACUGUAUGUGUAUGCAAGCUGAUUUGCUUAUUAAAACAUUUUCUUACUGACUUAAAUAAAAGAUAUGUCUUGAAAUAUUUCUUAUGAAACUGAUACACAUGAAGAUAAAGCUGUUCUUUUAUUUAGAAGCAUUAUUGUUUAAAAUCAUUAGUUUACAUUAAAAUGUUAUCUUCCAGUCAGUUCAGACUUGUGAAGGAAAUAGAGUAAAAUGGAUGCUGGAAAAUAAAUUAUGCUUGUUUCACAAUGUUUUUCAUAACCACCACUAACAGGGACUGUUUAUUUUCUUAAAAUAAAUGUGGCAGCUAAUAUGUGCAGAGCAUGUUAUCUGAAACUCCCCUUAGUCUUUUCUUCACUGCAUUAGACAACUCCAGCUUCUGCAGUCUUCCCUUGCUUGUAACUCUUCCCUUGCUUGUAAUUUCUCUUUAUCUUUCCUAUUGAUAGAAUGGUUUGGUUGGAAGGGACCUUAAAGAUCAUCCAGGUCCAAUCCCUCUGCCAGGGACAGGAAUGCAAUUCACAAGGCCACGUUCCUGAGGGCCCCAUCCCAUCAGAUCUUGAACACUUCCAGAUAUGAGGCAGCAGCAGCUUCUCUGGACAGCCUAUUCCAGUCUUUCACCACCACAUCCAGUCUUUCUGAGUAAAGAAUUUCAUGCUAACAUCUAAUCUAAACUCAGCCUCUUUGGGUGUAAAACCAUUGCCACUUGCCCUGUCACUGUGAGCCUGUAUAAAAAGUCCCUCUCCCUCCUUUUUAUACACCACCUUAAGCUUCUGGAGGGUUGCAGUGAGGUUUCUCUGAAGUCUUCUCUCAGUAAGUAGACUAGGUCUGUGUAGAAUACCAAAACAUGGCAGUCAAGCUACAGUCUUUCAAAAACCAAGAACAAUAGCAGUAAGAUUAUGGAUGUUCUUCCCCAUCCAAUUUGCAAGCUCUGUUUGUAGUUACACAUCACAGCUCUCUGCCAUCAUGGCUUGAUACUGUUAACAUGUUUAGAUUGAAAUCGGAAUUUCUCCUUUCUCCCUUCCACCUUUCUUUGUCUGCUCUGCAGACAAAUCUGCACCAGAUUUGAUGUUAUAACUGUUACUCAAUCUUUUUCCUAUCUUGUGUUGUUUAUUCCUGCCUAGGUGUCAUAACUUGGUAUCUGGCAGUUUUUUCUCAUCUAAGGCGUUUCUCUAACUUUGGGCUCUAUGUUAACCUUGUCUUCCAGUAAGGUAGCUGCAAAUAAUAUAUAAAUAAUAAUUGCUAUAAAUACUUACUGAAAAUGCUGCAUGAAACUGGCCUUCACUUACAUUUUGGUAUCUAAUACUUCUUUCUACUUUUCAGGGAACAGUUGAUAAACCUUUGAGCACAAUUUUCCUGUGUCUUGCAGUACUUUUAUUUAGACCAUGUUCUUGGAGCUUUUACAUAACAUCUGAUAGAACUGUUCACAUCAAUGUACAUGAUGUGUUUAUACCCUAAUACCUGAUAUUGAACAGAAAACUGGUAAUUUUUUCUGUCCAGUACCUGGGUCAGGCACAAUUUCUCCUUGAAAGAUGCUUGACUGUUACUUACCUAGCCAUUAUUUUAUUGAGUCAGACAAGGGAAAGUAAUAUAUUCACUGUGUUUUUUAAAUAACUUGAAUUAAAUGGGACAUUUAUUCAUUUCAUUGGUUCUUUUUAAUUUCUUAAAGAUCACAAUCUUAAGAAUCACUUUAGCUAAAGAAAUGUCACUUUUUAUAAGAUAAAGAAAAGAAGUUUGGAUGCAAUAUUCCAGUAUUCCAUGCUGAACUGUAUGGGAGUUAUUACAAAUCUUAUGUUCUGUUCAUCAUCUCUGAUGUUCAUCAUCUCUAACAGCCAUGAUUUUAAAGGCUCGGGAUAUUAGAUUUACUACAGGAAAAAAUCAGUAACCAGAGGGCUUUUCUUCACAAAUAGAAGUGGACCCAGCUCAGCUAUGAGAGAGUAUGUGGUUCUGUGGCUGCCAUUAUUUCCAUGAUCUUGAGUGGCAGCACUACAGACCCUUUCUGCUUUCCCUUCCCCCCCAUCCUCCAUGCAUUCCCUGGAACAGAUGGUCUUGUAGCCUCUGCUGUCUCUCUUGAGGGAUGCACUGAACUUUUAAUAUGGGCAUAGCAUCCAUCUACUGGAUCUGAUUACAGGAAACAGUUAAAUCUCGCAGGGCAGGAGCACCUUUGCAUUUCCUAGGUUUUGUACAAGAUCACUGGUUUUCUGAAAAAAACACUAAAAAUUAAAAAAUAAAAAAUUUAAAAAAAAAA
Messenger RNA from Oenanthe melanoleuca, 5089 nucleotides. It is a transcript of the gene TMEM144, whose product is annotated as transmembrane protein 144. Lineage: Eukaryota; Metazoa; Chordata; Aves; Passeriformes; Muscicapidae. The coding region runs from base 1424 to 2500 and encodes 358 amino acids. Gene Ontology annotation, cellular component: membrane. Gene Ontology annotation, biological process: carbohydrate transmembrane transport. The transcript is spliced from 13 exons. The record is from RefSeq and is a predicted model, not a curated record. Gene Ontology annotation, molecular function: carbohydrate transmembrane transporter activity.